Tripterygium wilfordii is the source of this 2520-nucleotide messenger RNA. RefSeq lists its product as uncharacterized. Lineage: Eukaryota; Viridiplantae; Streptophyta; Magnoliopsida; Celastrales; Celastraceae. Gene Ontology annotation, biological process: lipid catabolic process. Bases 163 to 2169 code for a protein of 668 amino acids. The record is from RefSeq and is a predicted model, not a curated record. The transcript is spliced from 8 exons.
ACUGUUGAAAGAGGAAACAUAAGCAACUUGAAAAUCCCAGAAGCCAAUAACACAAUAACCAAUUUGUGAAUGCUAAUUGAUUUGAUUUUGUGGAGAGAGGUUUAAUCCAAAAUCGUGACCCAACCCCGAAAUCGAGUUCUUCAGGUAUAUAAAAAAAAAGCCAUGGCAACUGCAACAGUGGCUUAUGCAGCUGGUGCAGCUGCACUUCUAUAUUACACAAUGAACCGUAAAUUACAGUCAACUACAUCUCAAGAGGAUGAUGAUGAAAAUGAGAGUGGUGAUGUUCCCCGCCAUGCUCCUUUAGGAAUAGAACAUGUAUCAAAUAGACUUAUACGGGCCCCUGCAACAUGGUUAGAAACAAUCUCAACCUUAUCAGAGACUCUUAGGUUUACGUAUUCAGAGACUUUGGGCAAGUGGCCUAUUGGGGAUUUAGCGUUCGGAAUCAGCUUUCUUUUGAAGAGGCAGGGAAAUUUAAAUGUCAGCAGUGUAUAUGGUGGUAAAGACAGCAUACAGCUCAAAGCAGAAGAAAUAGUAGAUGAACUUAAACAUCUGUUACAAUUGUUGACCCUUUGUUGGCAUUUCUCCAAAAAGCCAUUUCCUUUGUUUUUAGAGGAGACUGGUUAUUCUGAAGAAAAUGUUCUCCUUCAAGAAGCCAAAGCAGGAAUAUUGAAACCGGCUUUUACAAUCUUAGUUGACCACCAUGCAAAAUGUUUCCUCUUGUUAAUUCGCGGAACACAUAGUAUUAAGGACACUCUAACAGCUGCUACUGGAGCUGUGGUACCUUUUCAUCAUACCGUGGUGCAUAAGGGAGGAGUCAGCGAUUUAGUAUUAGGUUAUGCACAUUGUGGAAUGGUUGCAGCUACUCGGUGGAUUGCAAAACUUGCCACUCCCUGUCUGGUCAAAGCUCUUGGCGAAUACCCAGGGUACAAAGUAAAGAUUGUUGGGCACUCUCUGGGUGGAGGCACUGCGGCACUUCUAACAUAUGUAUUGCGGGAGCAGAAGGAAUUAGCAGGAGCUACUUGUGUUACAUUUGCUCCAGCUGCUUGCAUGACAUGGGAGUUGGCUGAAUCAGGCAAUGGUUUUGUUACUUCUAUAAUAAAUGGAUCUGAUUUAGUGCCUACAUUUUCGGCUGCUUCAGUAGAUGACUUGCGUGCGGAGGUGACGGCGUCAGCUUGGUUGAAUGAUCUGAGGAAUCAGAUUGAGCGAACCAGAAUUCUUAGUACCGUUUACCGUUCUGCAUCAGCACUGGGGUCCCGACUUCCAUCCAUUGCCAGUGCUAGAGCCAAAGUAGCCGGAGCUGGGGCAAUUUUGCGCCCGGUUUCUAAUGGUACACAGGUUGUGAUGAAGAGGGCCCAAAGCAUGGUGCAAGCAGCAUGGACAGGUCCUGCCCUUCAAUUGUCCUCAUUGUCAUGCAUUGGUCCUCGUCGUCGAGCAACAGUUGCUUGUCCAAAAGCAACAGAAGAAGAACGCUCUCCAGGAUCUCUUGCCAGCAAAGGAGAAACAUCUGAGCCUUUUCUCAUGUCCCCCAAAACAACCAUGAGUACAACCACCAUUGAAACUGCUAAACUUCCCAUCUCUUGUGGAAGAAUGGAAUGGACGUCAGAAAUUGAGUAUGCCGAUGAAAUUGCUGAUUGUGCUGAUGGUAAUGAGGAUGUUGAGGAUGGGGAGGACCUCAUGGGUCAUAGUACGCUUGAAGAUCGUAUGAAUGAAGUUGAGUUGUGGCAACAACUUGAGCAUGAGCUUUACAAUGUCAAAGAAGGAGAAGAUGCAGACUUGGUGAAGGAAAUACGGGAAGAAGAAGCAGCAGCCAUGGAAGAGGUGGGUGCGAGUGAGGAAGAAAGGAGUGCUCCAGAGACAAAGGAGGUUCGCAGAUUUUUUCCCGCUGGUAAGAUAAUGCAUAUUGUCACCCUUGAUGCUGGUGAUGCGGAAAGUGAAGGUGAUACCCCUACUUCCAGUCACUCAGACAGUAGCCAGCCAAUGGAGUCUAAAGUUGGAAUAUUCCUUACUCCGCGGUCACUGUAUAGUAAAUUGAGGUUGUCGCAAAGCAUGGUAAGCGAUCAUUUCAUGCCUGUUUACAGAAGACAGAUUGAGAAGCUAAUUAAUGACCUUGAGCAGGAAGAGGCAUGUACUGCCAAACCUAGUGAAUAUGCAGGAGAGGUGGUGUUAUAGUGGAAGCUAUCGUUCAACUGAGAAUUUAUGAGUUCUGGACGACGUUUUCGGGUCUUUUUUGAUCUCUAGGAAUUUCUUUUUCUCGGCUGCCUAUUGAAUAGUGAAGAAUCCUUGAUUCCUUUUAUGGUUGCAAAGGAAAACCAGUGGUGGAAGCCACACCAUGGUUGUGUGGUGUCCAUUAUAUCUUGACUGAGUCCUCUGGGGAAUAUGUAGGAAGGUUACGCCUCAUAUUUUUGUGUUAGACGGUAUGAAUAGGACUGACACAUUGUAAAUAAGAUGUUGGGCAAAAGUUGAUUCAUGAUCCCUCCAUUUUAAUAAAUUGCUCCUUUCUUGCUCUGAGCAUUGUUUCCA